This is a messenger RNA of Cucurbita pepo subsp. pepo (vegetable marrow), 411 nucleotides long. The record is from RefSeq and is a predicted model, not a curated record. NCBI's taxonomy places the organism in Eukaryota, Viridiplantae, Streptophyta, Magnoliopsida, Cucurbitales, Cucurbitaceae.
AUGAAGCAAGGCAGUGAUUUAGAAGCAAAGUUUCAUCGUGAACGUUCCGGAGUCGAAGGAGGAUCGGGAGAAGGAGUUCCUUGCGACGACGAGAAAGGAGAACAAGAAGAGGGAGUUCCUAACAAUGACAAUAAAGGAGAAUUUGGAGAGGGAGUUCCUGAUGACGGAAAAGGAGAUUCCGAAGAGAAUGAUGAAUAUUAUUCUUCCGAAGACGAGUUUGGGAGCAAAGACGAGGAAGGCGACAAAGAAGAUGAUGAUUAUUACAAAGGUGGCGAGGAUGGCGAAGAUAAUCAAGGAGAUGACUCUAAAGAUGGUGACAAUGAUAAUAAAAAUGGUAGUGAUGGAAUAGAGCAUAGCGAUGAGGAGGAUCCUCAAGGACAUGGUGUUAAUAUGAAGAAAGUUGGUGACUAA